AUGAAGCAUCUCGUCACUAACAUCUCUUGUCGGCAUGAAGGCGCCUUGAAGACGUCUCCCCCAAGGACCCCGAGCUCUCCUAGUGCUGCCGCACGGGACAGCAUAGGAGCCUCGCCAUCUCGAGCCCUACAUUCGCCGAGAUCUCCUGCCUUCUCCACCAGCUCGACCGUCGACGGCUCUGACGACGGCAUCUCGUCCUCCCCCGUGCUACCGUCGCUGCCCGCCCCGAAACUGCCGGAUCGAGCACGGGAGCAUCUACGAAGAGUCGACUCGCCUCAGUCCGAAUCCGAGCCCGAGGAUCGCAGUGCUCAGUACGUGACCGCGAGCUGGGGUUCUCCGUAUCCACCCAACGCCCGGCGUCAUCUUCGACGGCAGAGCUUCAGUAGCGAGCCCUCGGACGAUUCGCCAAUCCAUCAGCUCGAGAUUGCGACUCCCUUCCUAAGAGCAGUCCCCGGAGUUUCGCCAACUGGUCAGGUCCAGUCGCAGCAAUCUCGUCUGUCAGACAGCGCAGCCGUGCUUCUGAACCGUGCUCGAAGACCCCUUGGUGGCAUCACUGAGGAGUGGAUUCGUGCUCACACAACCAACGAUCUCACCUCGGAGCACCGCCAUUGGCUGAGCGACGGGGAUUUCAGCGAGCACUCUUCAUUGAGCGGCUCUGUUUCUGGCGACGACGCUGGUUGGUUUGAGGAGACCGACCCUCGCACGCCACGACCAAAGGCGAUACAAGCCCAACGACUGCUUCAGCAGCCCCGCCGGACUUCACGUCGCCACCCCAGAUCCCGUUCUAGCAGCGAGACCCUCAAGCAAGCAGUGUCGAAUAGUGUCAACACUGCCACCGCAGCCAUGGACAGUUUUACUCUAGAACUGGGCCAUGCUGCCCAGGAUGCCGCCAGCAUUCACACUGUCGAAUCUACGUCAGAAGCGGCCAAGGUGGAAACCCCCGGUUUUGAGCGGAAGGCGAGCGUGAAUGGCUCGAUUCAGCUUCCCGCUACUCCCACAAAACCUACCAAGCCAGUUUCGGCUCAGACGCCCCGGCUCAAGAAGAAGGUACCAUGGAAGGGCAAGAACAUUAUGGUUCAUCUUCCUCGGGAUGAAGAGAGGGGCUAUGGUACCCAGAGGCCCAUCCCACUGACUGCGGAAAAGACCGCAGAAAUGUUCCGUUCAUGGGACGAGCUGGGCUACAACACGCGAGGCUUCGACUUGGAUGCCGCCUUCGAGGUCGAAGACACGUCCCUCGACCCUUUGGAAGCUUACUCGCAGAGCCGAAAUCUAUGGCCAAAUUUGGAUGAUAUUGCUAGAGACCGGUCCAAUGGCAAGUACAAGGUCACGUUACCGGAUCUCAACGCCUGGAAGGACUACGUUAAUGAGCUGAAUGAGGCCAAGCUUAGGGCGCUUGGUGUGUCCUUUGGAGAUGAAGAACCCGCAGAGCAGCCCUCAAUCUCCCCUGCGCCUUUGAACAUGAUGCCGAACCAAUAUCCUCCAUUACCGUUUUCGCCCCCUAUUCCGACUGGGUCCGCAGCGAGCGCUGGCCCCCAAGGCUUCCCUUUUCCUGGCGCUUUCCACGGUACUUCCGCUACACAGAGCCCUACAGUUCCCUCGGUGGCUUCGCCGCUAUCCUUCAACGGCUUGCCAGGCAAAUUCAACCCACGUGCCUCUAUCUCAAUCUCGCCUAAUGAGCUUCCAUUCCACUUCUCUGGUCAACCGUCCCCGCACGGCUGGUCUCCCCAGUCGAUGCUGCUGCAACAGCAGUUUGGCCGCAGUGGUUCUCCCUCAGCCAUGAAUCUGGGCUCGAUCAAGUCCCCAACAUCGCCCUUCCAGCACGAGGGGAUACCUUCGCCACUUGGGCUGCACCAGCGACACCAGUCCUUACAAUUCCCAAUGCUUCCACACCAACAGCUCCAGCGCCAGGAUUCCGCAAGGGCAUCUCCGCGCUUGCAGGAACUGCGUGAGGUGGACGAAGAGACUCAGAGCAACCCAUACGAGAACAAGAGCCCCUCCAAGACGCCCGAAGCUGGUCAAUUCAUCAAGCACAACGCCAGUGCUAGUCUGCAGAAAGAGAUUGAUGAUGCCGAGUACCACUUGGAGGAGCAGUUCCGAGAGCAGCUGGAACAUGAAGAUUAUAGUCCUCAUCAAGAGAAUGAGAAGACGGAAGCCGGCAACGCGCCUAUAGACCCUGCUAACGUUCCCUUGCCGCUACACACGAGAGGCCCAUCCGUUCAUUUUGGAAACUUUGGUACGGAUUCCGAUGAAGGCCCUGUCCUGCACCACCCUCGACCGCACAGCCGUGGUCACUCUCUUACCCAGAAACCCUUCUUUGACAAUGACGAGGUACGGGACAGCACCGACGAGGGUAGCAUGAACAAGCCGCAAACCUUCAGCCAGCAGAAGAACGAUGAAUCUUACGAGAUUGAGACCAACCCUAGCAACUUGGGAACACCAGUGUCCAACUUCGGCAUGUCGAACGCUUUCCACGACCGCUCAUUCUCGAACACUAGCAACCCGUGGGCCGAAGUUCAGUCCUUCAACGGUAGCAAACCACCUUCACGCCGCACCAGCCAUGCCAGCAAGCCGUCUCUGUCGAAGCUGAAUGCCAAUGCUACCGAAUUCAAGUUCAACCCCACCAGCUCAUUCACGCCAGGUCAGUUUAGCUUUGGACAAAGCAGUUUCGAACCGACGGCCAGCAGUUUCCAGCCUGCUGCUUUCCAGACCUCUUUCUCGUCGAUGCCACCUCAGUCAGCUACCUCGAGCCAUUUUAGCGUUCCGUCGCUUUCCUCAUCGAAGGGCAGGAUUAACGCUGCGGCACCGGUGUUCUCUCCGAAUCAAAGUGAAUUCAGUUUCCCUCCCAAGAGCGACUUCAAUGUUCCCGGGAAAAGCGACUUCAGCUUCUCGGCUUCCGGGCCCAAGUUCAACCCCGAUGCGCCUACUUUCCAGCCACUCAGCUCCUUUUCUGCGUCCGUCACAAGCGCUGCGGCUUCCGGCAACGAAAGCGGAGACACCCGCCCGGGCUCCAUCUUCGGCAGCAUCAACCUCAAUCUCGCAGAUGUUGUUAAGCCAGCGAAGAAAAGCAAGGCCAUCCCCAUCGUCCGACCGGCUAGUCGCCACUCAAAGUCUCCUACACCUGGUCCAGCGCCGGCCCCUGAGGACGAAGUCGAUAAGGAUGGUCGUUUGACAGAUGCAGCCCGCCGCGGUAAGAAGUUCCGCGAGGAUGUCGACGAUGGUGAGGAUAUUCCACUCUUUGCGGAGCCUACACCGGAACCCGAGCCUUUGAUGGCCACGCAGACGAAAGCACCCGCAAAGGAGCCAGUCGUUGAAGAAAGUCAAGACGAGGAAGACGAGAACGCUGCAAUUGGCGACACUACGCUGGCCUCGACUGUGCUGUCCGAAUCUACUGAUGGGAAGUUGCAGUCGGAAUCCAACACUAAGGCUACAACCAGUCCGUCUGCGACGUCUCCCGACCAAGACAAGGCCAACUGGCUUCCAUUCGAGUUCAAGAACGAUGCCGAGGUUCACGACUUCAAUAACGCUAGGCCCUUUGGUGAUUUCGAUCCUUUCCAGAAAGGCCACAAGAAGAGUCUUUCCGCAACUGCCAAGCCUUUUGUGCCUGUUGCUGGUUCGUUUACAUUUGGUGCACCAAACCCUCUGGCUGCUCCCUUCGAGCCUAUUCUGAAAACCCAGCCUCAGCAGAUGGUUGAUCCCAGUGAAAGCGAAGAUGACAGAGCUGCCUCGCCAACUCCAGGCCCAGAGCCCCGGCCAGUGGCAGAUGCUAAAGUACGCGAACCGUCUCCCGAGCCUCCCAAGCCAGCUCGAUCCGGAUUGGCUGCUUCUCGUUUCGCUGCACCGCGUCAAGGAUUGGGUGCAUCACGGUUUGCUCCAUCGGAGCCUGAGCCGGAGCCGGAGCCUGUGAAGAGCUUCCCUAGCCCUAAAUUUGCUGCUUCACCUUCUCCUGAAACAGAUAGAGCGAUUUCAGAGGGACAUGGAACCGACGACGAUAAGGCUCGCGAACCUUUGGCGCUUCACAGCUUCAAUGAGUCAAUCCCGAUGCCUGUCAGCCCACCGUCUGUACCGGGUGAUGACAAGACCGAGAAGACGGAACAUGAACUCACUUUCGAGGAGAUUGACGCAGUGAUGCAACACCUGAACGAGAAUGAUCCGACCAUGGGUGUUAACAGGACCCUGGAGUCUCCCAAAUGGCGCCAAACCAGUCCUGCCAAACACAUUUCUCUCGCUGCAGUUAAGGAUUCAUCACCUCUUUAUCUACCACCGCACGACAAGCUCAGAAGCGACGGCCCCAGCCCCAGCCCACGCGAAUACAGGACUUUGCCUCAAGAAAUGGCACCGCCCAUGUUAUCGACUGAACUUGAGGAUCCGUUCGUCGAUCCUCCGCGAAGUGCACUCACUCAGUCGUUCGAUGUUGAAGGUCCAGUGCAUGACCUGGGCAGCGGCGAUGCCACAGAAAGCGAGGAGUGGGAUAAAGCCUUCAGUGCCGACGAGCAGGAUAAACUUGAGCAGCGUGCUCACUACUUCGAUGGCCAUGUCCAAGGCUUGGUUGGAGAUAUCUUGGCUGAUCGCCUCGAUCCGCUUGAAAAGACCCUAGGAACUAUUCAGCACGCCCUGCUUGCUAUGUCUCGCCGAACACCGUCCAGCCGCCCAGAGAGACGCAGCGUCUCCGCUGAGGUCCAGGAAAGCGAUGCAGAUGACGAGGAUGAUGACAUGCCCGUUGCUCGUCGGUCCAUCAGCCCUCAAAGAAACAAGCGCAUGGAACAGAUGCGUUUCGCUGUGCUUGAGGCGCUUAACCAACACCACGCUAGCCGUGCAUUGCAGAGCGUUGUCGAACAAACCGAGCCAGCUUCUGCACUUGACCACAGCUCCGUUCUGAAGGAGUUGCAGGAGAUGAGAGAGCAAUUCAGCCAAUCGCUCCAUCUCGACUUCCGCGCAGAAGAUCUCCGCAAUGUUGUUGAAGAAGCUGUGCAGAACCGCCUGCCUCCCACUCCGCCCCCGGUCGUCAAAGAUGAUGAUGAGGCGACAUUGAAGAUGGCAGAAAUGCAAGCAAGGAUUCACGAGCUUGAGCAGCGACUCAAGGACCAGGAGGCACACGUCGAGAAGGAGACCACUACUCGACGAAGUGCUGAAGACCGCUCCUUUGAAUUGCAGCGCCAACUCGACCAAGCAGAAACCAAAGUAGAGGUUGAGAUUAUGAACAGGAGCGUAUAUGAUCAGCGCAUCCAUGAUCUUGAAGAAAGACUCCAGCAUCAAGAAGCAAAGACCGAUGCUGAAUUGCACGGUCGGAGAGAGGCUGAAGAUAGACUUUCAGAGAUCCAACGCCUUCUUCGUAUCUCUUCGGAGGAAGAGGACCGCCUGCGCUCUGUUCUCGAAGAACGAGACCAGAAGGUCAAGGCCGUAGAACAAGCAGCUGGCAAGAGCACUAUGCGACUCGCUCUGCUUGAGGCGGCUCAGUCCAAUGCCGACAAGAACCAGAUUGAUCUUACCAACCGUCUCAAUGCUACCGACGAGGAGCUGCGCGGAGCUAGGCAAGAAGCUCGCCACUGGCGAUCUGAGGCUGAACAUGCACGGGAGUCCAACCGACGACAGACCGAUGAUCUUGUCGGCGCUGUGGAGGAGGCUAAGCACCUCCGCAAGGUCAUCGACACUCUCAGCACUCAACUAUCCGAGACCGAGAGGAUCCGGGAGAACUGGCGCGCCAAGUUUGUCUCCAUGCAAGAUGACAUGGCCCAUGCCGCCCGUGAGAUCUCCGAAGAGAACAGCAGACGUACCAAGAAGGAACAAGCUCUCAUCGCACGCCAAGAGGUUCUUGAUGCUAGACUCCAAGCUGAAUCGAGGACUCGUGAGCGCCUCGAGGCCGAACUCGAGAGGCUUGAAGGCGGCGAGCGAGCGGGUAUGCGAGCUGUUGCUGAAUGCAAGCGCCUGGAAGGACUGCUCGGAGAACUGCGCAGCGAGAACCACAAGAUCCAGACCACAGCGCUUCACUUCCAACGCGAGGCCAAGGAGGCCAAGGAAUCCGCAGCCACCGAGGUCCAGCGUACGCGCACGUCCGUGCAAAGCGAGCUUGAUGCUGCCAAUGAGCAGGUCAACAUCGCUCGCGCCCAAUUCGAGGAAGAGGCUGACAAGAUCCGCGCUGAGCUUACUCAAGCCCACCUAGCCAACGAAGCUCUGAAGGAGGCCCACGAGGUAGCGCUUGAGGAGGAACUCAACAAGCUCCGCGCCCAGAUCGAGCAGGUCAACAUGGACGCUGAUACUGCCAAGGCCCAUCACGAGAUGAUGCUUGAGGAGGCGCAGACCACGCGCACAAAGGAUCUUGACGAGGUCAUUCAGAAGCACCAGAACGAACUCGAAGACCUGCAAACUCGCUUCGAGCGUGAGCUGAACAACAAGACGGAGGAUGCCCAGCGCGCAGAGUCUCUGUUGCUUGAACGGUUGAGCCUAUCUACAUCUAAGACGGAACACCUACAGGAUCGCGUAACACAUCUGGAAGAGAGAGUGCAGAUUGCACAAGAAGCUGCUAGAGCGGCGGCCCAGGCUGCUAAGGCAGCAGGCGCUUCCGAGUCAGUUGUGCAAGUUGCAUCCACGGCUGCGAAGCCCGCAGUUACACAGGCGAUGCAGCUGCCAGAGAAGAUUUCGCCACAGGCCCUCCGGGAAUCCAUCAUGGUUCUCCAAGAGCAACUUCAAGCUCGCGAGCAACACAUUGAAGAACUUGAGCAGACCGUGUCCAAGCUUGACCCGGAUGCUCCUACGAAGAUCACCAAGCGUGACGACGAGAUCACUUGGCUGCGUGAGCUAUUGGCUGUCCGGCAUAGCGAUCUGCAGGAUAUCAUCACUGCUUUGUCCUCCGACAGCUACAACAGAGAAGCUGUCAAGGAUGCAACGAUCCGCUUGAAAGCCAACCUCCAAAUGGAGCAACAGGAAAGGGAGAGGGCGAUGAAUGGUGGCUCCGCCAUUAACCUGCCCGAACUUGCUGCUGCUAUCAAGGGUGCUGCUACUCCGCGAGUUGCUCAAGCUGUCGGUCCUCUCGCCGCAGCUUGGGGCAAUUGGCGCAAAGCCAAUCAACCAAGUCUCAACAACCUCUCGAGCGUUCUGUCGUCCCCCGGCGCCGGGAGGAACCAGACCCCUUCCAAGAGUAACCCAAGUCCUGCUUCGCAGAGCAGCUUUCUCUCGGGUCUCAUGACUCCGCCAGCCUCAGGUCUGCGUAACACACCACCGGCGCUCGCUGAGCAGAGCCAGCCACAGCCAACAGCUUUCGGCAACACUGGACGUCGUUACACGGCGGAGCAGUUUGCCAACCGAUCUCGUGGUCCUUCUGUGACCGCUCGACAAGCAGAGAAGAUGCCUAUGCCUGGAACGCCACCACGGCGGAUAUCUGACCAGAGGGGAGGACCUGUGACCCCUCCGAUGGUGCGCUCCAGCGGAUACGAUUCCGAUGCAAAUCAUAUCGAAGACUUUGACGACGCUGGAUUCUUCGACGACUAA
Messenger RNA from Neoarthrinium moseri, 7482 nucleotides. RefSeq lists its product as uncharacterized. The record is from RefSeq and is a predicted model, not a curated record. NCBI's taxonomy places the organism in Eukaryota, Fungi, Ascomycota, Sordariomycetes, Amphisphaeriales, Apiosporaceae. The transcript has a single exon. Bases 1 to 7482 code for a protein of 2493 amino acids. Gene Ontology annotation, cellular component: cytoskeleton.